AUGGGCAAGAACAAGAUCCGCAGCAAGGACAAGUCAAGGAAAGACAAGACCUCCAUAAGCGACACGGAUGGCUCAAGCACCCCUUCGACAUGGACAUCUUCUCACGGGGCGGUUAUAACCAGAUCCACUAGCAAUACAUCUGAUCGUCGCCAGCUUCCAACAGAACCCCCAGGGAAAACGCUCUGUGUUCCUACCAUCACCUCGCUCAAAGAUACAACUCCAUCCAGCUCUUCCCCCGGUUCAUCGCCCGCUCCUCCGGUAAUACGCGGAAAGGGCGCAAAAGACAAACGAGACUCGGUCAUCUCAAGCACAUGGGAAGGUCCAAAGCAGCAGUCCGAACCUAAAGCUACCACCGCAGCCCGACCUCGAUGGGGCUUCAGGCCUCGCAACUGGUGGCCAUGUCGCAUAAUACAAUGGAUAUACCACUUCUUCGUCGCUCUGAUGCGGAUACGCUGGACCGACAAGCAGAUCUCCAAGGACCUCAUAUUAACACUAGCCUUCGUCGGUAUAGUCGUGGCCGGUGGCUACGUUGCCCUGGACAUACUGCUCAGCGCAAUACCCGGUGUCUCGGCUCAAACAGUGGAUGGCAACUGCAGCAUCGUCUACGUCACUGUCCCUGGACCGAUAAUUACCAUCUCGCUCGUUGGCGCGUCGCCGACUAAUCCGGCGAAAGGCACGUACUACUUUUCUGUGGUUAAUAGUACGACGGAGUGGCUGGACAGCAUUGCCCCGCCGAGUCUAUUCAGUACUUUGCCUACCAGGACGGCGGAUGUUAGGCCGAUUCUCUCUUCAAUGGGGCUGUCGAGUAUGCCCUCUUCCGGUGUUGCUGUUGGGUCUUCGACGUUGGGAUCGACUACGUCUGCGCUGUCUCUGUCGGAUCCUUUCGUCUCGUCGUCUUGUACUGUCUACUUCCGUCGCUACAUUGUCUACAGUUCUUUCGCCGUCUUCAGUCUCUACCCUUUCGAAUACUAUCACAACAUCAGUCGUCUCACCGAGCAGUCUGUCGGGUCUGAGCUCAAGCAUACUCCCAAGCACGCCUGGUGGAAAGUCUUCGGCGCUUCUGACUGGUUCGAACGUACCGACGACUUCUAG
This is a messenger RNA of Alternaria arbusti, 1092 nucleotides long. RefSeq lists its product as uncharacterized. The coding region runs from base 1 to 1092 and encodes 363 amino acids. The record is from RefSeq and is a predicted model, not a curated record. The transcript is spliced from 2 exons. NCBI's taxonomy places the organism in Eukaryota, Fungi, Ascomycota, Dothideomycetes, Pleosporales, Pleosporaceae.